UGAUCAAGACAAUGAGAAAAUCGUACCUGAUGAAGAAGUGGAGAAACCAGAUGUAAACAAAAUAAGUGGCAUGGAAAAGAAUGAUAAUGGAGACCCUGACAAACCUGACGCAAAGGAACAGGAAACAUCUUCUAAGUCUACAUCUGAAGACAGAGUUAAAAAGAAGAAGAAAAAGAAGAAGACAAAAGGAAGGUCAGAGAAUGGACAGGCUGUUCAGGAUGAUAACAUAGAUGUAUUGCUGGAGAAUCUGGACCAGCCCAAUAGUCUGAGUUUGCAAAAUGAAGAUUGUGGAGGCUCUGAGAGAAGAUCUGUUUUACACGUGGAGCACAGGAAUCUCAACCCAGAGACGGAGCUAAAGAAAUAUUUUGGUGCUCGAGCUGUUGUUGGGGAUCAGAGACCUCGACAUAGAAACAGGCAGUUUCACCGUAGCACCUGGAUGACCAGUCCCAAGGAGAGCUGGCCUCGCUUCAGCCGAACAGACCUGAAAUAG
This is a messenger RNA of Solea senegalensis (Senegalese sole), 490 nucleotides long. RefSeq names its product transcription factor 25-like. Lineage: Eukaryota; Metazoa; Chordata; Actinopteri; Pleuronectiformes; Soleidae. The transcript is spliced from 6 exons. The record is from RefSeq and is a predicted model, not a curated record. Gene Ontology annotation, cellular component: RQC complex. The coding region runs from base 71 to 490 and encodes 139 amino acids.